Python bivittatus (Burmese python) is the source of this 3888-nucleotide messenger RNA. RefSeq names its product kelch like family member 20 (gene KLHL20). Lineage: Eukaryota; Metazoa; Chordata; Lepidosauria; Squamata; Pythonidae. Gene Ontology annotation, cellular component: PML body; trans-Golgi network. Gene Ontology annotation, biological process: proteasome-mediated ubiquitin-dependent protein catabolic process; protein K33-linked ubiquitination; Golgi to endosome transport. Gene Ontology annotation, molecular function: type II interferon binding. The record is from RefSeq and is a predicted model, not a curated record.
CAGUGGGAACUGUGGGAAUCAUUGCGGUUGUAGAAGUCGGGAAGGUCCUUCGUUCCUCCCACCCCCUACAAGAUACAGAACCCCUGCCGAUACAUGGCAUUUCCCUGCAACGGCUUCUGUGCUCGCCGCCGCCGCCGAGACUUAGAAUAAGCUCACCCUUCCACCUGGGAGGCAUUUGGGUGAUACAGUCAUCAGCCUUGCUGUUCUCAGUGGAUAAAAUGAGUUGAAGGCAAGGAUUAUUGAUUAUUAGGCUUCUGUCAUACCUCUGUUUUAUCACAGGGGCACAGCAAUAAUUUGAAGACUUCUCUUUGCAGUGCAUGGACACAAAACCAAUGCGCAGGUGUACUAGUAACCGAGCAGGUGAAACCGGAAUGGACGUAACAAGCCGUUGCACUCUUGGAGAUCCCAACAAACUACCAGAAGGAGUGCCACAACCUGCUCGCAUGCCUUACAUCUCAGACAAGCACCCUCGCCAAACACUGGAGGUUAUCAACUUGUUGCGUAAGCACCGGGAGCUGUGUGAUGUGGUGCUGGUUGUGGGGGCCAAAAAGAUCUAUGCCCACCGGGUCAUCCUAUCAGCCUGCAGCCCCUACUUCCGAGCUAUGUUCACGGGAGAACUUGCAGAGAGCCGGCAGACUGAGGUGGUGAUCAGAGACAUUGAUGAAAGGGCCAUGGAACUGCUGAUUGACUUUGCAUACACUUCCCAAAUUACAGUAGAAGAAGGCAAUGUUCAGACCUUACUGCCAGCUGCCUGCCUCCUCCAACUAGCUGAGAUCCAAGAAGCCUGCUGUGAGUUUCUGAAAAGACAGUUGGAUCCUUCCAACUGCCUUGGCAUCCGGGCAUUUGCUGAUACUCAUUCUUGCCGUGAACUUCUUAGAAUUGCUGAUAAAUUCACUCAACAUAAUUUUCAAGAGGUGAUGGAAAGUGAGGAAUUCAUGCUGCUUCCAGCCAAUCAGCUUAUUGACAUCAUUUCCAGUGAUGAACUCAACGUCCGGAGCGAAGAGCAGGUGUUCAAUGCAGUAAUGGCUUGGGUCAAAUACAGCAUUCAAGAAAGGCGACCUCAGCUUCCUCAGGUAUUGCAACAUGUCCGCCUGCCACUGCUUAGUCCAAAGUUCUUGGUAGGCACAGUUGGCUCUGAUCCACUCAUUAAAAGUGAUGAAGAAUGUAGGGAUUUAGUAGAUGAAGCUAAGAACUACCUGCUGUUGCCCCAAGAACGACCACUGAUGCAGGGUCCCAGAACUCGACCACGCAAACCCAUCCGUUGUGGAGAAGUACUCUUUGCAGUGGGUGGCUGGUGUAGCGGAGAUGCAAUUUCCAGUGUUGAGCGCUAUGAUCCUCAAACAAAUGAGUGGCGGAUGGUGGCUUCCAUGAGCAAAAGACGAUGUGGUGUUGGAGUUAGUGUCUUGGAUGAUCUUCUUUAUGCAGUAGGAGGACAUGAUGGUUCUUCCUAUCUAAAUAGUGUAGAAAGGUAUGAUCCAAAGACCAAUCAGUGGAGCAGCGAUGUGGCACCUACCAGCACCUGCAGAACCAGUGUUGGAGUGGCAGUACUUGGUGGAUAUCUGUAUGCUGUAGGUGGCCAGGAUGGUGUUUCCUGUCUCAACAUUGUUGAAAGGUAUGAUCCAAAAGAAAACAAAUGGACUCGUGUAGCUUCCAUGAGUACUAGGCGACUUGGGGUAGCUGUGGCUGUGUUAGGGGGCUUCCUGUAUGCUGUUGGAGGCUCUGAUGGGACAUCACCUCUAAACACAGUGGAACGCUACAACCCCCAGGAGAAUCGCUGGCAUACAAUUGCACCUAUGGGCACUCGACGUAAGCACCUAGGGUGUGCCGUGUAUCAAGAUAUGAUCUAUGCUGUGGGAGGCAGAGAUGAUACUACCGAACUUAGCAGUGCUGAGAGAUAUAACCCCAGAACGAACCAGUGGUCCCCUGUAGUAGCUAUGACAUCACGCCGUAGUGGGGUUGGACUUGCUGUGGUGAAUGGACAGCUAAUGGCUGUAGGAGGCUUUGAUGGCACAACAUACUUGAAGACAAUUGAGGUAUUUGAUCCGGAUGCCAACACAUGGAGGCUGUAUGGAGGAAUGAACUACCGUCGGCUUGGAGGAGGUGUGGGGGUAAUCAAAAUGACACAUUGCGAAUCCCAUAUAUGGUAAAAAGCCAAAGGGAAAAAUUUGUCUGUUUACUCAUUCCACCUGAAACGUUUGAGCUAGGUGACUUAAGAGCCCUUCAAGACUCUAGUGAAAUGAGAUCACACUUAAGUUCUUCGCUGUGCCUCUUCCUUUGGAACUAUAGUGGGUAUUCCAAACAUUUGCCCUCUUCUCUACUACAAUUAAGGAAGAUUAUGCUAACCAACUGCAGAAAACUACCUGGAACAAUAAUUUUGGAACGGUAAUUUCCUUGUCUUUGUCUCUCUAUCCUAAUGUAAUUAUCUUUCUGAUGGAACUGGAAUCUUUACUCCAAGCAUUAUCUAAGAUCCCAGAUAUAUGUGACUUCUUUCAAAGAGGUGAGCCCCUGUAAGAGUUGGACAAGGCCUCUCUUCAGCUGAAAGAGCAACGUUGCUCUAAAAAUUAUUUGCCUUGUUCAGAGAGGAUAUAAUAAAGCCAUAGGAUCCUCUGCAUCUGACUCGUUGUAAAGAAAGUGGCAUACAGCCUUUUCAUUUCGGAGGAUAAGUGAUAGAUUUUGUUUAAAAUAAUACAUUAUACUGAGUGUAUAGAACAAAAACACUUUCUUAAAACUGAGACUUGCUCCAUUUAUAUAUAUAUAAGCACACAGGUAUUAAUUAAGGACAUCAGUGUUACUCAGAAAACUGCAACAAUAAGAACAAAGUAUUGCAAACUCAUGAUCUAAUUACUGGAACAAGAAAUAGAAAUAUGGAACUUUUAGCACAAUUUAUUAGAUGGUUUCCAAGAAACUAAAUAGAAGCGAUUGAAGAACCCAGAUCUUUUAUUCUAGUGCCGUUAAUUUCACUGAAAUUUGUGCACGACCUUUAGAUGCAUUUCACUAUUGGCAUAGUGGGGACAUAUCUCUAAUACACAAACACAAAUCUGGGCUGUAAUCUUGCAGUAUGGAUUAAAGAAAGGGAAAAAGUAUCCUCAGAAGUAGUUAAUCUAUUUUAUUUCCUAUUCCUACUUUAGAGCAUUGCCUCAGGUACUCUGCUUACUCUGGUUUAAAUGUCUGAAUUUCUGGAUUCCAAGGCAUCAGAAGGCCAGCCUUACUAUGCUUCUGAAAGAAGUGAUUAGAACAUUAGGACUUUCAGUUUAGCUUUCCAUAUUUAUCCUUAAGAUGUAGUUUUAUGCUGUUGAAGGGGUCUAGACCAGUUUAUGGAAAUUGGAUUGUAAAAAUGUAUUUAUUACAACAAUGCCAGCAUUGUAGCUGAAUCAGGCAGUUUAGGAAGAAAGGAUAGGUGUGUAUGGCUUACAUCUGAGUUAGGUGAUCACAAUCCUUAAUUUCACAGGGCCGUGACACUGGCCAGUUCCUGUAAUUCCAAAAGCUGCAGAAGAGUUGAUAAUCUGCUUUGAUGUUGGUGGAUUAUAACCAGUGGAAAGAACAAGUGAGACUAAAGUGUCCUGCUUUCACCUUUAUAAGAAAUAACUUUGUUUAUAAAUUCAAGCAUCUUCAGUGUCUACUAUAUCUAUUCAUAGAUUGGGGUGGGGUGGAGAAUCACAAGUCAAUUUUUAGGAGAUGUUACUUGAGAUGAUAAAAUCUUUUGCCCUAAAGGUUGGCAUUCUUGUGUUUACAUAUUGAACAUUUGCACCUUUAUGGAUAAAAAGUAUUCUGUAAACAAUUGUUUACGUAUCAUUUAUGCUUUUUCUAGCAUGUUAACUUGUAUAAAUAGUGUUACUAAAUAAAACCUGUGUGUGUAUUCUGUUCUCUCAUGACGCCUAUAUUUGCCCA